Molecule: messenger RNA, 1594 nt
Organism: Cuscuta campestris
Lineage: Eukaryota; Viridiplantae; Streptophyta; Magnoliopsida; Solanales; Convolvulaceae
Source: the annotation of a GenBank genome assembly
GAAAAAAAUAAUUUUUAAAUAAAGUAGUCAUUAAAAUAAUUAUACCACCUUUGGGCUGGUUGGAUCGACACUGGAGAAGUUCUUCAUGAAUUUUCAUAAGGACCUAUUCUUGCUGCAAAUUGAUGCUAAGAAGCUUGGAGACGGAUUGGUUUACAAAGCCGUUGAUGACACCAAUGUGUUUCCUCAUUUCUAUGGCCCUUCCCGUAGCUUUAGUCCUCUCCCACUUGAUGCCGUUGUGAAAUCUGAGCAGCUGGUCAUGUCUGAAGGGAAAUUCAGAUGCAGAACGUACUUUAUCAUGCACGGGAAGAUUGCACAGCUCCCACAAUCUGUCAUCCAAUCGUUAUCACUCCAGUUCCAGGGUCGUAUGUCGGAUGGACGAUUGAUACUUGAUUUCUUAUGUGAAAGCUUGAAUGCAAGUUACCUGAGUCCAUUCGUGGAAUCUGUGGGCGCAAAUUUCACGAAUGGGGUAAACUUUGCUAUGAGUGGUUCUUCUAUUAUUCCCACCUCUGAUUUUUUUAGCUUGCAAAACCAAGUGGCUCACUUUGGUAGAUUCAAACGCCGUUCCCUAGAUUUCUUCUAUGAAGAGGACAAAGAUUUACUAGGGAACGAGGAGUUUGAGAAUGGGCUGUAUCUGAUUGACAUAGGACAGAACGACCUUGCCACCGUAUUUGGUCCUUUACCAACAAGGGGCAAGGAAGUUUUGGGUCCACAAUACAGGGCCUCUGGGUUGCUUGCCAGAAAUAUUGGCAAGCAGAAAGUAUUCAGCCAGGUCUUCUCUCAAUUACUAUUGCUUGAUAGUUUGAUUGAUGCUGUUAUGGCAUUGGGUGCAGGGGACACAUAUUUACUAGGGGAUGAGGAGGAGUUUGAGAAUGGGCUUUAUGUGAUUGACAUGGGACAGAACGACCUUGAUGCCGCAUUUGGUUCUCAGCCAUUUCCUAAUUAUGAAGCUGUACAGAAGGCGAUCCCCUACUUCAUUUCUGAAAUUGCAAGUGCCAUCAGGGGCCUUUACCAACAAGGAGCAAGGAGAUUUUGGGUGCACAACACAGGGCCGCUUGGUUGCCUGCCAAAAGUAUUGACAAGAAGAAACUAUUCACCGGGUGAGCUUGACGAGCAUGGAUGUGCGAUAUCCGUUAACAAUGGCGCACUUGAAUUCAACAGGGAGCUCUUUACCCUCUGCAACCAGCUUCGCCCUCAAAUGGAGGGCGCCGUAAUAGUAUAUGUGGAUGUGUACAGCAUCAAGUACGACUUGAUUGCGAAUUCCUCCGCGUAUGGUUUUGAGAAUGCUAUCACAGCAUGUUGCGGCUAUGGUGGGGGACAAUACAACUACAAGUCUACCUCCCUGUGUGGUGCGCCGGGGUCUAAAGUGUGCGACAAGAGGUCGGAAUAUGUGAACUGGGACGGUACUCACUAUACCGAAGCGGCUAAUAGAUUUGUUGCCACCCAAAUACUUUCCACUCGUUACUCCAACCCUCGUCUCGCACUUUCCGACCUUUUUUUCUAACCUCCUGUUGUUGCUGCUCCUGCACACACAUGCUUGUAAGUGGCUCUGUUUUUUCAUUCCCAUCUGGGAUCAGAAUGAACAAGAGUUGAAAAU